This is a messenger RNA of Suillus plorans, 660 nucleotides long. RefSeq lists its product as uncharacterized. The transcript has 5 exons. NCBI's taxonomy places the organism in Eukaryota, Fungi, Basidiomycota, Agaricomycetes, Boletales, Suillaceae. The record is from RefSeq and is a predicted model, not a curated record. Bases 1 to 660 code for a protein of 219 amino acids.
AUGUCUGACCAGUGCGCUGUUGGUCCUGACGGCCAUCUAAAAGAUGCUUCCAAAAUCGUAUGGCACAAUGACCCGGACGACGAGGAGCCUAUAUCUGCCCCUGGUCCCAUUGCAGCAAGUUCUACUCCUCCAGUGCACCAUUUCUUUACUGGUGCUCAAUGUUCAGCCUGGAGCAAGCGCAAGGCCGCUGAUGGUCCAGGGACCAGACAGCGAGUUGCACGCAAGGUCAUUUCAGCUUCUAGUGCUUCUAGUGAUGAUGGGGGCAAUGCCGACGCCAUUGAAACUGACUUGGAGGAUGAUGCCGAUUGCACAGAGGAUGGUGCGGAGGCUUCAUAUGCACAAACUAAAGCUAUGGUGGAUGCGGACCCACUCGAUCCUAAUGUGAAGCUCACAUACGCUGAACAUCAAUGGGAGAAAGAAUUGUUUGAUGUUGGCCUCAAAAUCUUUGAACAAGUUGAACCUGUUGGACAUGGCCAAUAUGGCCGUUCAUGGGUCCUUGCUGCUGUGCAAGCCCGUCAAGUGUCUGAUCGUGUGCAGGCUAAGCCUUGUGCUGAACUUACAGCAUACCUUCAGAGUCCCCUUGAGCAAACUGAAGACAUUCUACAUUUAAACAUUUUGACAUUUUUUUUGGGUCCGGUUCUCGGUUCGAACCUCUACUGA